Molecule: messenger RNA, 1413 nt
Organism: Aspergillus versicolor CBS 583.65
Lineage: Eukaryota; Fungi; Ascomycota; Eurotiomycetes; Eurotiales; Aspergillaceae
Exons: 1
Coding region: 1-1413 (470 amino acids)
Source: RefSeq, a predicted model, not a curated record
AUGACCACCGAUAAAGAACCACGACCAAUGCCCCUGAUACUUCGCUUGCCAAAUGAGCUCUUAAUGAUGAUAUUCGAGAGCCUCUCAGACAAUGGAGUUGGCCAGCCUUCCGCCACUAUCUCGUCAGAAGCCAUCGACGCGAGCCCUAACAAGAACAAUGCCAUCACGGUCGUCGCCCGGACCUGCAAGCGAUUCCGUGAAUUGGCUACAACAUACCUCUCUCACAGAGUGAUACUGCGCCGCUCUAGAGACGCUCCGGUGCUAUCAAGCCGGCUGAGGGCCUAUCCACACUUGGCCCAACGGGUCAGGAAAGUUGUGGUGUACGAGUAUAGUGAUGUACUCGCCGCCACUCGACCAGGCUCGACUCUCUACCAGGUCGCCGCAGAGAAACCUUAUUUAGACGAAGGGGUGAAGGAUCUCUGGCUUGCAAUGUUAAAGUCGCCGCUUUCUAAAGGUGAAGGCGUCCGUGCCUGGCUGGAGGUACUCCGAGAUCGUAUUUUGGAUCUCAUUGAGCUUCUUCUGCUCGUUCCCCGUGUAGAGCUCUUUCGCUUUGUUGGACGAGCGAUCCAACACAGCUCCUAUUGGCCGCCUCUCCGAGUUGAUGUAAACCCCUUCCAGCAUGCCUUGAUUGUUGCAAUAUCCUGUCUUCAGGAUGCAAACUUGUCAGCCCUCAGAUCUCGUAUCCUUCCCAACCUCAGAGAUGUCCACGUAUGUGGACGAGGUUCGGCUGUUUGGGAGUGUGCUAUGGGAACAGUAAUGCGUCUUCCUAAAAUAGAGACUCUUCGUCUCGAUCAAUCGGCCGAACAUGGCGGUAUCUAUUUCCCUGUCACCAUGGGGACAGGAGCAUCGUCCACGCUUCGUCACUUGGUUAUCACAACACCAUCACUGGACCUACACAACCUCUCCGCCAUGAUCCGAUCAAUUGGCCGUCUUGACACUUUUCACGCCAUGUACCGAUUCCCCUUUUUUCCAUCUAAUACCAUGGAUGAGUUUCUAGCGUCCCUCCACCGCCACCGCGGAUCUCUGAGCGAGCUCAAACUCACUGACGAGGUUCCCUUUCCCUUCCAGUACAGCCCCGUCCGGUGGGAUGGAUAUUGCAGCCUUGUGACUCUGCAUGUACCCGACUACCUGCUAUUCAGGCCCUGCAGCAGCGUAUCCGAUGUUCUUCAUGUACUUCCUCCGCAUCUUAUCUCACUGGGAAUUAUCCCAUGGACAUUAGGAGACCCAAAGACAACUGAAAUUGUCCGCGGCCUAGUCCCAAGUUCGCACAGGGUCAUAACUCUGCGGAGUAUCUUCAUACACCCAUCCCCUGGAGUUAGGAGGCGUAGCAGAAUUCGAGGUCUAAGCGACAGAUUCGAACGCCGGGGCAUCGUCUGCAGAUAUGAUCCAGACGCAUUUGUGACCAAGUCCUAA